Musca domestica (house fly) is the source of this 983-nucleotide messenger RNA. RefSeq names its product probable RNA-binding protein EIF1AD. Gene Ontology annotation, biological process: translational initiation. NCBI's taxonomy places the organism in Eukaryota, Metazoa, Arthropoda, Insecta, Diptera, Muscidae. The transcript has 3 exons. Bases 170 to 682 code for a protein of 170 amino acids. The record is from RefSeq and is a predicted model, not a curated record. Gene Ontology annotation, molecular function: translation initiation factor activity; RNA binding. Gene Ontology annotation, cellular component: nucleus.
ACUAUCUGCCAUCUCUAGGUACAACACACCACAUUGGAAGCAGUAGUCGCCUGCUAAAAAAUAUUUCAUUUUCAUAUAAAUGAAUUUAAAAAUACAAGAAUCAUUAAAAUAUUUUGAAAGCACCAGAAAAUAUCUAAAUUCCUGAACACACUAACGUCUGAAACAAAGGAUGUCUCGAGUUACACGCCAAAAACAUGUUCUUAAGGAGAUGAUGGAGGACGACUAUGAGUUGCCCAAAGAGAAUCAACAAAUCGUACGUGUUGUCUGCAGUCGCGGCAAUAAUCUGCAUGAGGUGGAAACCGCCAAUGUAGAUGAUGAACGUUUCCUAGUAACAAUGCCCAAUAAAUUUCGCAAGAAUGUCUGGGUGAAACGAGGCGAUUUUAUUUUGGUAGAACCCAUUGAGGAAGGCGACAAAGUAAAAGGUGAAAUAUGCAAAAUACUUACCCCUGAACACAUUAAGGAGUAUAAGAAGGCAGGAGUGUGGCCAGAAAGAUUUGCCAUGAAGUCUAAUAAGGAGAAUUACCAAACCAAUGCUGCAAAAGAAUCCUCUGAGGAUGAAGAAGAGGAUGACGACGAUGACAUUGAGCCAAAUAUGAAUCGACCUGCAGCAAGAAUAAUUGAAGAUUCGGAUGACAGUGACGAUGAUGAGGAAGAUAGCUCAGAAAAUUCAGAAGAAGAAUAAUCCCAAAAUUUUAUGUUGCAACCCACAUGAAAGAGCAAACGAAAAGGGUGAUAUAAAACAAUGUUUUGGGUUGCAGAUUUCAAAAAUAUUUUGGGGAUGAGAAUAUGCCUCAACUCCAGCGCUUUAGUAAUUGCGUAGCGUUUAUACUUUAAGAUACAACACAAAUGUUUGUAUUUUCUUAAAUCUUUUUUGUCACAUCACUCAUCACCUUUUUGAAAAUUCAUCCGUGGAAUUAUAUUUAAUCAGUUUUAUAAACUGGCAUAUGAAGUUAAAAAUAAAUUUUAUAUAAUCCUAAAUCUAA